Molecule: messenger RNA, 2391 nt
Organism: Arabidopsis thaliana (thale cress)
Lineage: Eukaryota; Viridiplantae; Streptophyta; Magnoliopsida; Brassicales; Brassicaceae
Gene: SVL3
Product: SHV3-like 3
Exons: 9
Coding region: 80-2269 (729 amino acids)
Biological process (GO): lipid metabolic process
Cellular component (GO): membrane
Molecular function (GO): phosphoric diester hydrolase activity; glycerophosphodiester phosphodiesterase activity
Source: RefSeq, marked reviewed
CAAUAAUUCACUUAUUCUUCACUCCAUCUUCAGCAAAAAAAAAAAAAGUAAGAAGAAACACUGAAAGCUCUCCACUACCAUGGCGUGUCCUAGAGUGAUUUUUCUGAUUCUGAUCACGUUCUUCAUUUUACAGACUGCUUUCUCAAGUUCUUGGCAAACAUUGAGUGGGAAACCUCCGGCUGUGAUUGCUCGAGGCGGAUUCUCUGGUAUGUUUCCAGAUUCCAGUAUUCAAGCAUAUCAGUUGGUGAAUAUAACAACUUCACCAGACGUAAUGCUCUGGUGUGAUCUUCAACUAACAAAGGAUGGUGUUGGAAUCUGCUUUCCAAAUCUGAAGCUUGACAAUGGUUCUAACGUCAUAAGAAUUGACCCACAUUACAAAGAAAGGUUUUCUGUUGAUUUCACAUGGAAGGAACUCUCUGAUGUGAAAUUGGCACAGGGUGUUGUCUCAAGACCAUAUAUAUUCGAUGAUGUAUCCUCGAUAUUGGCUAUUGAAGAAGUAGCAAAGUUGACAGCUUCAGGCCUCUGGUUGAACAUUCAGGACAGUGCUUUCUACGCAAAACACAAUUUGAGUAUGAGAAACUCUGUUGUCUCUCUAUCAAGACGCCUGAAAGUUAACUUCAUAUCUUCUCCAGGGAUCAGUUUCCUGAAGAGCAUGAAAAACAGUGUCAAGCCGACUGUGACAAAACUCAUCUUUAGGUUUCUGAAACAAGAACACAUAGAACCCUUCACCAACCAAUCUUACGGCUCUCUUGCCAAGAAUCUAAGUUAUAUAAGAACGUUUUCUUCUGGAAUUCUUGUUCCAAAAUCUUACAUAUGGCCCGUAGAUUCAGCUCUUUACCUACAACCCCACACGUCGCUUGUAACAGAUGCUCAUAAAGAAGGCUUACAAGUUUUCGCCUCGGAGUUUGCCAAUGAUUUUGUAAUUGCUUAUAACUACAGCUAUGAUCCAACGGCUGAGUAUCUAUCUUUCAUUGACAACGGAAACUUCUCCGUUGAUGGUUUCCUAUCAGACUUCCCGGUGACUCCAUAUCGAGCCAUCAAUUGCUUCUCUCAUGUGGACCCUAAAAGAGCUAAGGAGCAAGCUAAGAUAACUAUUAUCUCGAAGAAUGGAGCGAGUGGAGAUUUCCCGGGCUGUACUGACUUGGCGUAUCAGAGAGCUGCAAGCGACGGGGCUGAUAUUCUUGAUUGCAAUGUCCAGAUGUCUAAAGACAAGAUUCCCUUUUGUAUGAGCUCCUUUGAUCUUAUAAACAGCACUAAUGUCAUCGAAACAAGCUUCAGAAAUCUGUCAUCAGUAGUUUCAGAGAUUAACCCACGGAGAAGUGGUAUCUACACUUUUAGCCUGACCAUGUCUCAGAUACAAACCUUGAAGCCCACUAUUUCGAAUCUUGAAAAGGACUCUGGUUUAUUCAGAAACCCAAGAAACAACAAGGCUGGGAAGUUUCUUACAUUAUCCGAGUUCUUGUUUCUUCCAAACCGUUACAGCUCUCUCUUAGGCCUCUUGAUAGAAGUGGAGAAUGCAGCUUAUUUAGUGGAACAUCAAGGAAUUAGCGUGGUCGAUGCGGUACUAGAUGAAUUGAAGAGAGCUACUACUCAACAAAACAAGACAAGUGCAAGAACAAUACUGAUCCAGUCUACUGAUAAGUCUGUCUUGAUGAAGUUCAAGGAGAAGAACAAAAUGAAUCAUGACGAGCUGGUCUAUAGAGUCGACGACAACAUCCGUGAUGUAGCAGAUUCGGCGAUCAAAGACAUCAAGAAUUUCGCAGGCUCGAUUGUCAUCAGUAAGAAAUCAGUCUUUCCCUACAAAGGGUUUAUCAUCCUUGAAAAGGAGACAAAUAUUGCUUCAAAGCUAAAAUCAAACGGGCUUCGUGUUUACGUUGAAAGAUUUAGCAACGAGUGUGUAACUCAUGCAUUUGACUUUUACGAUGAUCCAACGUUAGAGAUAGACUCUUUUGUCCGCGAUGUCCAAAUUGAUGGCAUCAUCACUGACUUCCCAGCAACCACUGCAAGAUACAGAAAGAACAAGUGUUACGGCGAAUUUGGUCUGACUACAACCGGUGAGCUCAUAACUUUCGCGAAUCCAAUGCUUCUUCCACCAGCUGAAGCUCCAUAUCCAGCACUACUUGACUCAGAUGUGACGGAACCACCAUUGCCUGAAGCAAGAAGUCAGCCUCCUGCUUCUUCUCCAUCAAAGGCAGAGGAAAAAGCAAUAGAAGUUCCCUUUGCAUUUAUAGCCAUGGCUAUUCUUGUGUGCUUCUUCAUUUCAGUUUAGUGAUAAGUGUUUGUAACCGACUUCGACUGCAGUAUCUGCAAGUGAACCUUAUGAAUAACAAUGUCUAGUACUAUAUCAUUCUUCUUUUUAAGGUUUCAAUAAGAUAUCUAGAAUUACAAAUU